CGCACACACACAAAAUCAUACAGACCAAAGGAAACAAAAAAGAAAGAUGACAAUGGUUCCGUUGAAAAGACAGAAUUCCAUAACACACUCUUGGAGGACGGGAGGCUGUCAGUUUGCGCGGGAAACACUCAUCAUGGUGCAAAAAUCUAUCCUGUCAUUCUUCGCCGCCAAGCCAGCGCAGGGAGCUGAGGGGGGCGGCGAGGGUGGAGGAAGUAGAAGCAGCAGGGCCGCCCCCGAGGAGUCCCCAGUGAAGCGCAGUGUGAAGCGGAGGAGCAGGAUGAUAGAGAGUGACAGUGAGGAGGAAGACAACCGGCCAGAUGAUGGGGAGAGAAAGAACAAGAAAUUAAAGGAACAAGAAGAAGAAAGCAAGAAAGUGGAGAAUGUCUCAGUGUUCCCCUCCUGGUCGCCCCCUGGGAUUCACCCCCGAGACUGUCCCUCCUUUGAGAAAAACAGGCAAGAUAAUAAUUGA
Molecule: messenger RNA, 469 nt
Organism: Portunus trituberculatus (swimming crab)
Lineage: Eukaryota; Metazoa; Arthropoda; Malacostraca; Decapoda; Portunidae
Exons: 5
Coding region: 47-469 (140 amino acids)
Source: RefSeq, a predicted model, not a curated record